Messenger RNA from Lachancea dasiensis, 2487 nucleotides. The record is from the annotation of a GenBank genome assembly. Lineage: Eukaryota; Fungi; Ascomycota; Saccharomycetes; Saccharomycetales; Saccharomycetaceae.
AUGGCGGAGAGUAAAAGAAAGAGAAGUGCCGGUCCUUUCCACUGUUCCUUUCCGGGAUGCCAUAAGAUCUUUUCGAGAUCGGACCACCUUAGUCGACAUAAAAUCAACCACACCGCCAGCAAACUGAGAUGCAACUGGCCACAGUGCGGUAAGCUCUUUUCCCGGCUGGACGUGAAGAGAAAGCACGAGAGCAGACAUGUAAAGGCAAACGAUAUGCCGGCCGAGGCAAGCCAGCGUUCACUUGUGGCUCAUACCAAUGACGAUACAAACCAAAUGACAAAUAACAAUGGGGCACCUAAUGAAGAGGUGGAUUACCGAUUCUACGAAAGUCAUGCCGAUAGAAGCUUGUCCGGAUCCUUCCUCUCUUCAAAAGAAAAUGUUGUCUCCACUCACAAUCCAGAGGUGGUGACAGAUGACGUGAGGGGCAUCCCUCUGGGGACAUCAGAUCAAGUGAACACCGACUCACCAUUUAUCUCUCACCUUAGCAGCUUGCGUGAAAAUGGCAGCACCCAGAAGUCUGCUUCUCAUCCCAAUUCGCUGCUGGACCUCUCCUCCUUCCAAUGGCUUCUUAGCGGACCUACAAACACCUCGCCAGUUGAUGGCAGAUUUUUAAAUCAACCUGAGGAUGGUGCAUUCCACGCCUCUUAUAACGAUCCGCUCGAUCCCUCUACACUAACUAUGUUGGAAGAGAUUUUUGCAUUAACUCCCGAAUUUCCAGCAAUUGACAACCAGACAAAACUUGAUGAUAACCACCUUUCAAAAAUGAUAGGAUGUAUUCCGGACUUGGCAGCACAUGCCGAUUUCACCACGACAAACUUAGAAUAUUUUCUCGAUGUUUACUGGCUCUUGUAUCACAAACAGUACCCUAUCUUACACAAACCGUCCUUCUCUACCGACGAAGCGCAGCCAUUGCUUCUUUUAAGCAUGAUUAUGAUUGGAGCCUCUUUCGCCAAAAAAAUGGUUCCCAACCGAAAUAUAAGCCUGGUUGAUCCAGAUGGACUUGCUGAUACGAUCGCCGAGCCUCUGAGAUGGCUUAUAUUUGCAAGUAAGCAAGCCAAACCACCCUGCAAAUCAUGGGUUAUUCAAAGCCUAGUGAUGUUGGAAACUUUUGAAAUUACCAGCACUUCCAGGGCUCUACACGAGCGGGCCUGUAUCUACAAUGGGGCCAAAAUACAGCUUCUAAGGAGAAGCCCGAUUUUAGGGGGGGAUCCUUCGAAGUCAGUUGGCUCCGAUGUUAGCAGAUCCAAAAAUCGUUGGACUACUUGGAUCGAGAGCGAGUCCAUGAAAAGAGUGGCUUUAAUGUCCUUUUGUAUUGACAGCAUACACGCCAUCGUUUUCGGUCACCCUCUCAAUAUCUUCGCUAGCCAAAUAAAACUCUCCCUUCCAUGUCCAGAUGACCUUUGGGAGUACAGUGCUUUUGAUAGAAACAAAGCUCCAUUAUCUGUGGCUCAAACACCACUAUUUUGCGAUGCACUGCAAAAAUUAUUGCAGAAAGAGAGCAUUCAAGUGGGAGCUUUUAGUCGACAGAUAUUGUUGGCCGGCUUGAUAAAUUUGCUGCUUCAAAUUGAACAGAACAUAUCUCAAUGGUCGAACUUCGGACGAAGCUCAAUCCAGGAAUCAUGGAGAGAGGUCAUCUCAUCGGCUAUUGAUUUCUGGCUCACAGAUCUUCCACUAGGCGAUUGUUGCUUGACGUCCUCUAGCGUUUAUCCCUGCGAACGUAAUUUCCCCAAUGAUCCGUCAAUUCCUCCAUUCAUGAGGCCCGAUGACACUCGUUGCAAUUGUCCCGUUUACCACGCUGUUCAGAUAUACAUGAGGAUUCCUCAUUAUGACUACAUUAUUUAUGCAGGAGCUCCAAUGAGAAUGAAUGUCCCAAUAUUGGAGGAAGAUUAUGCAGCUGUUGUAACAAGAAUUGGAAAAUGGGCUAAAUCACCGGCUGGUCCACAUUGCGUGAUUGAAUCAAUUAUCCUAUUAUGUGAGAUGCUGCUUUCUCGCGAAGAUGCGGUGGAGUUUAUAAGUUACUCCUAUGAACCAGAUAAAGACCCUUUUGUGUAUCGACCAAAUGCUGUUAUAUCUGCUACCUUAUCUCUUUGGGCUUUUGCUUAUUAUUCAUAUGGUCCGGAGUCAAAUUUAAGGUCAGAUUCCUCUCAAUACUUUCUUGACGAUGAUUACUCUCCAGCUAUGGAAGACGUUUCAAGUUAUUUAGCAAGGCUCCGAAGUGAAUUCAAGAUCGCUACAGGCAUAUCUUUCCUUCAGCUGAAGACAAUGAAUUCAACUGAUCGCUUAGCGGCAAUGAAGGCAUAUUAUGCUGCAUUUCCUAAAAUAAAGAACAUAAACUAUAUGGUUGGGUUGCUAACAUCACUGAAAAAUGGCUAUGCCAAAUGCAGUUGGCAUGUUGGCAGAGAGUAUGCGAAACUGUUAGAAAAUUGCAUCAAGCGAAGCUUGGGUCAUAGCGCAAUAUUCUGUUAUGAAAUGUAUAAUGUCACCUAA